Molecule: messenger RNA, 4029 nt
Organism: Planococcus citri (citrus mealybug)
Lineage: Eukaryota; Metazoa; Arthropoda; Insecta; Hemiptera; Pseudococcidae
Product: beta-1,4-glucuronyltransferase 1
Exons: 10
Coding region: 560-2104 (514 amino acids)
Source: RefSeq, a predicted model, not a curated record
GCGAUAUGAAUCAGUUUUAACCGGCAUUUGUUCGUGGGAAGGUUGGUCGUCUUGUGUUCGUUUUACGUCGUAAAUUCUUACGUGCGAGUUUGAUUCGUAUAAGUAAAGUAAUACUGUUUCGUUCGGUUUUGUUAAUUCGAAUAUUUUCGCGUGUUUUUAUUAAAAUAAUUUCUGUUUUAUUUCGUUAAUAUUUUUUAUGUUUAUGAAUUAAAACAUUACUGGUUUUUAGAAUUGUUUUGUUGUGUGUGGUGCGUAAUCUGUGUUUUACCAGUUUGUGGAUUCAUGUGAAUACCAGUUUUUGUCCUAUAAGGUCCUAAGAAUAAGAAAACGUGAUAUUGCAUAGAUGAUGAAGUUUAUUGUUUGGAUCGCCAAUUGAAGAUAUUGAAGUUGAAUUUUCAUACUGUACGACAGACUCGAAGGCGUUUGGUGGCCACGGAUCGUCUUAAAAUACCUACCAAAACUUCGAGAAAUACGAUGCUGGUAGAGCGAUAAUUAGAGGAUGCUAUGAAUCGCCGAAAACCCUGGAGAAAAAAAUUCUGGAAACAUCUCGGAGCUUAAUAUGCUCAAACAUCGUAACUGGAUUCUACGGGCUAGCAUCUUUGUAAAUGCGGCUGUAAUAUUUUACUUUGCCACCUACUACACGAUCAGAAAUGGCGCCUUCGAUAUAUCGGAAGAUCUGCAGUUUGGAUCUGCGCGAAAUGCCGAAGUUAUUCAAUUGGGUAACGAGGUGACGAAUUUUUACGAAGUGUCCAGCAGCCAGAAGCUCGUAGCGCAAGUGAUUGGCUCGAAUGCGGCUAGCUCGUUGGGACAGCAACCUCCUUCGGUGAAUCCAAUAGUGCAAGGUACGACAACAAAUGCGCAAGGUCGUUCGGGCAGAGUGAGUACCACAUUCAAGUCGACAGACGCUUCGCUGGCAGAUGGGCAAGAUCGAGGCCAAGAUUUCGCCGGCAGUAGCGUCUCAACGCCGCAGAUAUCAGACGGAGGAGCGGGGCCUUCGUUGCGUGACGUGAUCCAGUGCCAUGACAAAAGUAACGAGUACACGAUCGCGCAAAAAGGCGACUUUUGGGUGUUGUACAACUACGUAGUGGCGAAUCGUACGUUCCUGUGUCACGAGAGUGUAACUUACACGACGCACGCCGAUUACACGUUUUUGGAUAAUUUGAAGCCUUUGAUCGAGCGCUGGCGUGGACCGAUAUCGUUGUCUUUGCACGCGCCGGGCACCGAUUUCGUCGCCACUUUGGCUAGUAUACGUUACCUGAGAAAAUGCAGCUCACCAUUGAUUUCGGAAUAUGUUACCUUUCACGUGUACUUCGAGGCGAAACAUCUACCGAAGACGAUUCCGCAGCCGGAUAAGGUGUUGGAAGACGAUAGCGUGAAUUGCGCCAGCUCGCCGCCAUGGUACAACGUUUCGUCUAGUUCGUUGUACAGAUCUCACAAAAAGUUACUUUAUCCGGUCAACGUGGGCAGAAAUAUCGCCAGAGAUACCGCCUUGACGCAUUAUAUUCUCGCUUCCGAUAUCGAACUGUAUCCUAGUCCGGGAAUUAUAUCGGAUUUUUUGGAAAUGAUAAGAAGACAAGAUCCGCCGCUGUUGCAUGAUAAACCCAAAGUCUUUCCGUUAUGUUUAUUCGAAGUAGAGUCGUUCGCCGUUCCGCCUACUACCAAGGAGGAAUUGGUUCGUAUGUUAGCGAAUGGCACAGCGAUACCAUUUCAUAAACACGUAUGUCCAGAUUGCCAUACCGUUCCCAAAGGUAAUGAAUGGAUUAAAGUUCCUGUUACCCCUGGACUCCAUGUGUUCCAUAUAGCGAAACGAAAAGGACGCUGGGAGCCGAUAUUUAUCGGUACAAAUAGAGAUCCGUACUAUGACGAAAGACUGAGCUGGGAAGGGCGAAGUGAUAAAAUGACACAGGGUUAUGCUUUGUGCGUUUUGGAUUACGAAUUCCAAAUUCUAGAUAAUGCUUUCCUAGUUCAUAGACCUGGUAUCAAGAAAUUCCGACCGGAUCGUGCCCGUGCCAUAAUAUCGAGUAAAACGCAAUCAAUUAUUAAACAUUUCAGUUAUCCUGAACUUAAAGUAUUCUAUGGUACACGUAAAGGAUGUAUCGUCUAACGAUGAACGAUUCCUGGACGAACUGAUUUUUCUAUUUCAUAAAAUAAUGAGACUGACAAGGGCUGACUUCAAGACACUUUGAAGAUUGAUUCCUGUAUAAUUAGCGAAGAAAAAUUACGAACCCCUGAUACUUUAAUUCGAAAAUAUGAACAGCCAUAAAUACUGUAUUUUUAAGAUAGAUGAUGUUUUAUUAUAAAAUUUAUACUUUGAAAAUGUCUCGAAUGUUUUCCAUUAUUACUUCGAAUACUUACCGGCUAUGUACAUUUCAAAGUGUAAUCAUUUUUUAUACUCUAUUUUUGUCUACGUGUAAUCAGGGUAAUCAACUUGUAUCGUGUAUUAAUCAGUUUAUUCACUUAAUUUUUUAUGUAAUAUUCUGAUAAAUCAUAAAAUCUGAUGAUUAAUCUUGUCAAGUUACCACCGUACUUUUUUUCUUUUUUUUUUCUUUUGUUGAAUCGCUAAUACCUAGAUAGAAUUUUUUUGUUUUGAUAAUUCAUUGUGUAGACUCUAUGCUAAUAUUUUGCCGUAUGCGAUUUUUGUGAUUUUUCUUAAGAUUUUUUAGGUUUAUUUUCUUCCACGUAUAAGUAUUAAAAUUAGUAUAUUUUUUUCUUUUUAGCAUUAUGCUGUGAUAACGUCGAUAUCUGCGUUUUGUUGGCUGUACUUUUGCUUGGUUUAUUCAUUUUUUUCUUCUUUUUAUCGAACAAAAAUAGCAGUAUUGGGAAAGCUGUGUGCUUGCUGAUUUCUUCAAAUAGGAGGUCUGAUUUGAGUUAGAAUUUUGGUGCUUCAUUUAUUGUUAUUUUGUAUUUUUAUACUGAUAUUUUUGUCUAUUUUUCAAAAGCCAACACUAUUUGGAUGCUUUUUAUUUUUUCUACGUUCGAUUCCGAGAUCGUAUUUCCUUUUUUUGAUUAAAUUAUUUUAAAAAUUGCUUCGAAGGAGCUAAAAAUUCUUCCAUUUUAAUGCGUCAAAUUAAUGUUGGCAAACUUUGAACAGUAAUUUUCAUUUUUAUUCAUUUUUUUUUUUUUUUGCUGCAGUGAUUUAAGUAAAUUAUUUACAUUAGUUUAGCCAACGAUUGGGAAUUGUUCGUGAAUUUAGGAUAUUUUUGAUUGGAAUCGACAUCUUUCUGAGUACCUGAUUCAUAUUGUUCAAAAAAAAAAAAAUGAAAAAUUUUGAAAAAUUAAAACUCUUUGAAUCGAUUAUCUCAAUACUUACUCGAAUUUUACUUAAUUUUAACUCAUUUUCGAUUUUUUUUAACGGAUAAUUUUUAUCAUCUCGAUUAUUGAAUAUAUCGACCAAUAAUUUGUACAUACAUUUCAAACCAUUUUUACUACUUGGUAAUUUCAUUGUACAGUGAUUUCGAUUUUAAGUUAUAUUUAUAUUGUUGUUUAAUUUUAAAUAAACGCGACCAGUUUUGAAAAACAUUACAAAUUUGGGUUUGGGAAAAAGGGUAAUUUUUUUGAAACUAGUCGCACCCUCUUUGAAGCUAGUUUUUCUGCAACUAGCUUCCAAGAUGAGAUUCGAAAGAAAAAAAGUUAUUUCUUUCUAUUUUUUUUUUUUAUUACGUUAUUCGUGUAUGUUUAUUAUUUAAUUGACCGGAUACGUUUGUCGUUUGGUGACAUUUCCGGAUAAUUUACGCCCAAUUGUUUGAAUAAUCAAAAGAGAUGCAAUUUUAUUAUAAGUUUUAGAGUGCCUUAGGUAAUUGAAAUUGUCUUAUAAGUAUUUGAUAUUUAUAGUCGAAUAUUUGUAUCGUUUUGAUUUUUUUCAACGCGGAAUUUUUACUCAUCUUUUUUUUGUGAAUAUUUAUUUGACGAUCGAUUUUACAUACGUUUACGAAGUUCUACUUAUUAUUGUUUAUAUUCGUUAUUUUUAAUGUAGUAGAUAAAUUUAUUAUGCUAAAGAUACGCAACGACGAGAAUAAAAAUCGUAAAAUA